AUGUGGAAUGCCUUAAUAUAUAAGCAAUAAAAGCCCAAAAACCAGUCUUUUGUGCCACUAAAACCAUUUUAUAUGGGCAAAACAACGGUGCUGUAAUGACAACAGAAAUGUAAUCCACCCCCAACAAGACUGAGCACCAUCAAUAGACCUUGAUUUGAUGGAGUUCUCAGGUUCAGUAAUCCAAAUAGACUGACGAAUGACAUCAAUUCUUUGCUCCCCAACAGCAUAGAACAUAAAACUUAUAAAUGGGGAACACUAUACAAUUAUAUAAACUAAAGUAUUUGCAAAUGCCAAGGGAACUAAGGUGUUUAAUUUACAAACUAAAACAAAUCAUAUGCAAUUUCAAAGCACAGCUGCCGAAUAAAACUCUAAAACUUGCAUGAGAGAGCAUUUCAUCUACAGUUCUUUUCAUGAAAAUAUGAGUCCUGAGAAUUCCUAAUCUUUUAUUCCCCUGUCUUGGCAAGUGAUUAAAGUUUCUUGUUGAGGGCUUUAGUUCUUAUAUUAAAAGGCCCUGUCAUAAGAAGGCCUCUCAAAACUCCGAAACUGAGAUGGAAAAUUAAUUACGAAUUAAGAACGAAUGCGAAAUGCCGAUCAAGGGCUUUGACGGCGCGGCAUGCAAAAUCUGACACGAAGACAGCAGGUGUCAGUCUUCUGGAGCCUGCGAUUCCCUCGAGGCUACCCCUUCCAAUUUAUAAACCCACUUCUCACUCCCCAGCCAUUCUCACCCAACCUGAAUUUCUCGUUUGUAAUCUCUCCCCCACUUUCUUUCUAGCGUCAAGAAUGGCUACGAAUGAACAUCCCCCUACCUUUGAAGUGAAUUCAGCCGGAAUUCAGAACUGGCCUGGGUCUGAAAAUGGACCUGCUGCUCUUGGGAGGACUAACCGACGUCAACGGAGAUGUGGACGGGAAAGGAGGAUCCGAAUAGCAGCAGACUGCGCCAACCGGGUCUUCCGCCUGACCAGGGAGCUCGGAUACAGUACGGCUGGAGACACCAUAGAGUGGCUGCUCCGGCAGGCCGAGCCAGACAUAAUCGCUGCUACCGGGACAGGAACUGUCUAUGCGAAUGCGAUGGAGAGCACCAACACCCCCCACUUGAUGCGCUACGAGUACCCGACCACCGUCCCCGGGGCAUGCGGCGCACUGUCUUGCUACCCGAUCUCGAUCAUGGCACCGAUGUCAUUCUCCGCCGGGACGGAAGCUUAUUCCCUCGCUUCUGGUUAUAUCUAUCCGGGCAGCAGCUACCAGCAGUAGAGCUGCUCAACUCGAUUUGGAUUUGCUGUCGAUGAGUAAAAAAAGAGCGAGACGGACGGCAUCAAAAAUGAAAAAAUUCUUCUUGGGUGAAAAGUAAAAUUGUAUGAAAUUGGGUUGAU
This is a messenger RNA of Cuscuta europaea, 1370 nucleotides long. The record is from the annotation of a GenBank genome assembly. NCBI's taxonomy places the organism in Eukaryota, Viridiplantae, Streptophyta, Magnoliopsida, Solanales, Convolvulaceae.